Molecule: messenger RNA, 3471 nt
Organism: Oldenlandia corymbosa var. corymbosa
Lineage: Eukaryota; Viridiplantae; Streptophyta; Magnoliopsida; Gentianales; Rubiaceae
Source: the annotation of a GenBank genome assembly
AUGGCGGCGCCUGUGACAACGGAUGACUUGAGGAGGACCAUGAGCCGGCGGGGUAGUUCAUCGGCCAGUAAGAAAGGUUGGGCUUCAGCAAGUAUCCGGGAGGUGUUGGGAGCACCAGGAGGUGAUGCAUUUCAGAAGAGUGGGAGGCAGGAUGAUGAAGAGGAGCUCAAAUGGGCUGCAAUUGAGAGGCUUCCAACUUAUGAUCGGCUGAGGAAGAGCAUGCUUACGCAAGUUUUGGACAAUGGAAGAGUUAUUCAUGAAGAAGUUGAUGUUGCCCACCUUUGUAUAGAUGACAAGAAGAAUCUCAUGGACAGUAUACUAAAAGUUGUUGAAGACGAUAAUGAAAGAUUCCUGAGGAGGCUUCGCGAUCGAACUGACAGGAUCGGGAUUGACAUACCCACAGUUGAGAUCAGAUAUCAGAACUUAUCUGUUGAAGGAGAUGCAUUUGUUGGGAGUAGAGCACUUCCAACUCUUUUCAACUCUUCAAUAAAUUCCAUUGAGGGAUUUUUGGGAUCGCUCAAGGUUUUCCCAUCAAAGAAGGAGGCUGUCAAAAUACUUGAUGAAGUGUCAGGAUUAGUAAAACCAUCAAGAAUGACAUUGUUAUUGGGGCCUCCGGCAUCAGGAAAGACUACAUUGUUGAAGGCUUUAGCAGGAAAGCUGGAGGAUGAUCUUAGAGUUGAUGGAAAGAUCACUUACUGUGGUCACGAGUUGAAAGAAUUCAUUCCUCAGAGAACUUGUGCUUAUAUCAGUCAGAAUGAUCUUCAUCAUGGUGAGAUGACAGUCAGGGAAACCUUGGACUUCUCUGGAAGAUGCCUCGGAGUUGGAACCAGAUAUGAGCUUCUAGCAGAAAUGUCGAGAAGAGAAAAAGAUGCAGGAAUUAAACCUGAUCCUGAGAUAGAUGCCUUCAUGAAGUCCACUGCAAUGGCAGGACAAAAGACCAGUUUGGUCACUGAUUAUGUUCUAAAGAUACUUGGACUGGACAUCUGUGCUGAUACCAUGGUUGGUGAUGACAUGAGAAGAGGUAUUUCGGGUGGACAAAAGAAGCGAGUUACAACUGGAGAAAUGUUGGUUGGGCCUGCAAAAGUUUUCUUCAUGGAUGAAAUCUCUACCGGUCUUGACAGCUCAACGACAUUCCAGAUAAUCAAGUACAUGAGGCAAAUGGUUCAUAUCAUGGAUGUCACCAUGAUAAUCUCUCUUCUGCAACCAGCACCUGAAACAUUUGAUUUGUUUGACGAUAUCAUAUUGCUUUCAGAAGGACAAAUCGUGUAUCAUGGUCCUCGUGAGUAUGUGCUCGAUUUCUUUGAAGAUGUCGGUUUCAAAUGCCCUGAGAGGAAGGGAAUUGCUGAUUUUCUGCAAGAGGUUACAUCUAAGAAGGAUCAGGAGCAAUAUUGGUUCAGAAAGGAUGAACCUUAUAGAUAUGUAUCGGUAUCAGAUUUUGCUGAUCAGUUCAGAUCUUUUCAUGUUGGGCAGAACAUGUAUAGUGAACUUAGUGUUCCAUAUGACAGAAGUAAAACCCAUCCAGCAGCAUUGGUUAAAGAUAAAUAUGGAAUUUCCAACAAAGAACUGUUUAGAGCUUGCCUGUCAAGGGAGUGGCUCUUGAUGAAAAGGAACUCCUUUGUGUACAUUUUCAAGACUGUCCAGAUCACAAUCAUGGCUGUGUUCACUUUUACUGUGUUCUUCAGGACACAGAUGAAAUCGGGUACAAGCGAAGAUGGCGCCAAAUUCUUCGGCGCGCUAUUCUUCAGUCUUCUCAAUGUGAUGUUCAAUGGGAUGGCUGAGCUUGCCAUGACUAUUUUCAGGCUCCCUGUGUUUUUCAAACAGAGGGACUCCUUGUUUUACCCUGCCUGGGCUUUUGCUCUCCCAAUUUGGCUUCUGAGGAUCCCCGUUUCGGUGUUAGAUUCACUCAUUUGGAUUAUUCUUACUUACUACACCAUUGGCUUUGCUCCUUCUGCCAGUAGAUUCUUUAUGCAACUGUUGGCAUAUAUUGGCAUCCAUCAGAUGGCUUUGGGUCUGUUCCGUUUUGUUGCAGCUCUUGGAAGAACACAGGUUGUAGCAAACACAUUUGGAACCUUUACAUUGCUAUUAGUGUUCGUCCUUGGUGGAUUCAUCAUUGCGAAAAAUGAUCUCCAGCCUUGGUUGAAAUGGGCUUACUACAUCUCCCCAAUGUCUUAUGGCCAGAAUGCAAUUGUUAUUGUCGAAUUUCUCGACAAGAGAUGGCAUGCGCCUAAUAAUGAUACAAGGUUUGCGGGAAAAACGGUCGGAAUGGAACUUCUUGAUGGUAUGGGAAUGUUCACAGAACAACGUUGGUACUGGAUUUGUGUCAUUGCGCUGUUUGCAUUUUCCAUCUUUUUCAACCUCUGCUUUGUAGCGGCACUCACAUACUUGAACCCAUUUGCGGAAUCUAAGUCAGUGAAAGUAAAUGAGGAUGAUGAAAUUAAGAAAACUCAACGACAAUUCUCUAAUGCCAAGGCAAUAUCAGACAGGAGCUCCACAUCUACUGCACCAAUGUUUGAAAUGAAAAGCAAUUCAGAUGUAGCCAACAAAAAAGGAAUGGUGCUACCAUUUCAGCCCUUGUCACUUUCAUUUGAUGAAGUAAACUACUAUGUUGACAUGCCUGCAGAAAUGAAGAGUCAAGGAAUUGAAGAGACUCGACUCCAACUGUUGAGAGAAGUCAGUGGUGCUUUCAGGCCUGGAGUUUUGACAGCACUAAUGGGAGUCAGUGGUGCUGGAAAGACCACCUUGAUGGAUGUUCUAGCCGGUAGGAAAACCGGAGGAUAUAUCGAAGGAAAUAUCAGCAUCUCUGGCUACCCUAAGAACCAAGAAACUUUUGCUCGUGUUAGUGGAUAUUGUGAACAGAACGACAUCCAUUCUCCAAAUGUUACUGUUUACGAGUCUCUUCUGUACUCCGCUUGGCUGCGACUUCCUUCUGAAGUGAAUGCAGAAACAAGAAAGAUGUUUGUGGAGGAAGUUAUGGAUUUGGUUGAACUGAAUGCACUGAGAAACUCUUUAGUUGGCCUUCCUGGAGUAGAUGGUUUAUCUACAGAACAAAGAAAAAGGCUUACCAUCGCGGUCGAAUUAGUUGCCAACCCAUCAAUCAUUUUCAUGGAUGAACCAACCUCAGGUUUAGAUGCUAGAGCUGCUGCAAUUGUCAUGAGAGCUGUGAGGAACACGGUGGACACAGGCCGAACCGUUGUCUGCACCAUUCACCAGCCAAGCAUAGACAUCUUUGAAGCCUUUGAUGAGCUCUUUUUAAUGAAGAGAGGAGGGCAAGUCAUUUAUGCUGGACCUCUGGGUCACCAAUCUCAGCAUUUAAUUGAUUACUUUGAAUCUGUUCCGGGGGUUACCAAGAUAACAGAUGGAUAUAAUCCGGCCACAUGGAUGCUGGAAGUCAGUUCCUCUGCUAUUGAAAAUCAACUCGGAGUGGACUUUUCAGAAAUCUAUGCAACCUCUGAUCUCCACAACCGGCAUUAA